Talaromyces proteolyticus is the source of this 1619-nucleotide messenger RNA. Its product is annotated as major facilitator superfamily domain-containing protein. Gene Ontology annotation, molecular function: transmembrane transporter activity. Bases 192 to 1619 code for a protein of 475 amino acids. Gene Ontology annotation, biological process: transmembrane transport. The transcript has a single exon. NCBI's taxonomy places the organism in Eukaryota, Fungi, Ascomycota, Eurotiomycetes, Eurotiales, Trichocomaceae. The record is from RefSeq and is a predicted model, not a curated record.
AGUUUGUUUGUCAUAUCGUUCAUGUGGUCCCCCCAAAUGUUUUUUUGAGACCCAUCUUCGGAUCGCGGUCCAUUCGCGCUUUCGAGAUAGUGUUUCUGCGCCAGGGUAUAUAUAGGCUCUCAUCCCCUUUCGCCUACUCAGACGUCUCAAGAAGCAGCCUUCUCUUAAUCAAAAUCACAUCGUAUUCCACAAUGUCAGCUACUAAAUCUGGAACGGACGUAACCUCGUCUAUCCAAAAUAGCGAUGUUACCCCAUCCAGAAGUAUCCUCCUCAAAAUAUAUCAUGACCCGUGGUUCCAGGUUUUCCUGAUCUCGUUGAUAUCAUUCUGCAAUCCCGGGAUGUACAACGCUCUCACUGGAAUGGGGGGAUCCGGCCAGGUUGACAGUACUGUUGCUGCCAACUCCAAUGUUGCGACGCACGCCUGUACUGCUGGUGCCGCGUUAGUUUUUGUCGGUGCUUUCUACAAAUAUCUCGGCCCUCGCCUGUCACUUCUCCUUGGUGGGUGGACAUAUGCCCUAUACGCAGGGUCUUUGCUCAACUUCAAUCGAACUGCGAAUGGCCCAUUUGUGAUUGCUGCAGGCGCAUUGCUGGGUCUCGGCGCAGCAUUUUUUUGGGUUGCGCAAGGCACAAUCAUGGUCACAUAUACCAACGAUAGCACCCGAGGAAGAGCAAUCGCUUUGUUCUGGGUGAUAUUUAAUCUUGGAGGAGCUAUCGGUUCGCUUGCUAGUUUUGGACUCAAUUAUCAUUCCAAAUCCGGCACAGUCACUGACUCCACGUAUAUCGCAUACAUUGUGGUCAUGCUAUUCGGUUGGGUCUUGUCUGUAUUUGUUUCAUCCACCGAGUUCCUAUCUCGCAAAUAUAGCGGUGGUCGUAUUUCGGAAGAAUCGAAGAAACUUAACUGGGCUAAUUUGAAGAUUACAAUCUUCGAGAGCAUCAAAAUCGUGUUUGAUUGGAAGGUUAUGUGCCUAUACCCUAUGUUCUUCAAUGCCAACGUGUUCUAUUCAUAUCAGCAAAACGAUGUCAACGGGAUGACAUUCAACCUGCGAACCCGGUCGCUCAAUAGUGCGCUGUACUGGAUUGCGCAGAUGGUCGGCGGACUCUUGAUGGGCUACAUCCUAGACAUCAACCAGAUAAAUCGGCGAACCCGAGCAAAAAUUGGCUGGGCUAUACUUCUUGUCACGGGGAUGGUUAUCUGGGGUGGAGGAUACAAAUUCCAGGUCUGGGAUGACAAGCGCCUGCGAAACGGUCUCAAGCAGGACAUUGACUACAAAGCCGGAAGCGUAUUUCUCGGUCCCAUGUUUCUGUACUUCUUCUAUGGCGCCUAUGAUGCAUUCUGGCAGGCUUACUGCUACUGGAUCAUCGGGGCACAGUCGCACGACCCGGUAGUCAAUGCAGUUAUUGUCGGUGCUUACUCGGCUCUUAAGCCUGCUGGUGGAGCAAUGGCCUGGCGAGUGAAUGCUAAUGGGGUCAGUGCUAUGACUCAAUUUGCGAUGAACUGGGGUCUUACCAUUGGAAGCUUGGUGGUGGCUGUUCCAACUGUAUUGACGUUGAACAAGGCUGGUUAUGCGGCUGAACAGACGGAAGUGGACACAAAGACUUUUGAGGAUGUUGAAGUCUAA